AUGCGUUCUCUCGCUUUCCUCCUCCCCGCCCUCGUGGCCGCCUCUCCCAUUGGCCCCACCGGUCCCGAUGGCUGGAAUGAUGGCCCGGACCCGAAUGAGAUCCAGAUCGUCGAUGCCAGCUUCUCUGGCAACGGCUGCCCUCAGGGAACCGUUUCCACCAGCAUCUCUCCCGACAAGACUGUCAUCACUUUCGGCUUCGACAGCUUCCAGACCUACAUCGGGCCCGACUACAACCCCACUGACCGCACCAAGAACUGCCAGCUUCACUUGAACCUCAAGUACCCCGGUGGCUUCCAGUUCUCCGUUGUCGACAGCACGUACCACGGCUACGCCCAGCUCGACGCGGGCGUCACGGGCACCUUCUACUCCACCUACUACUUCAGCCAGGACGCCUCGGCGACCACGACGACCCAGACCUCCAUCUCCGGAGGCGGCAUCUGGGAGCAGGGCCAGGUCUACACCAAGGCCGACACCGUCCCGACCGCCAGCUACAUCUUCUCGCCCUGCGGCGCCAACGGCAUCCUCAACAUCAACAACCGCAUCGCGCUCACCAGCACUGACAAGUCCGCCAGCGGCCUGCUCACCGACGACGACGCCACCGUCGCCUUCACCCAGCAGAUCCACCUCAGCUGGAAGUCGUGCAAGAAAUAA
Molecule: messenger RNA, 651 nt
Organism: Phialemonium atrogriseum
Lineage: Eukaryota; Fungi; Ascomycota; Sordariomycetes; Cephalothecales; Cephalothecaceae
Exons: 2
Coding region: 1-651 (216 amino acids)
Source: RefSeq, a predicted model, not a curated record